GUGAAAAAACAUACUCCAUAAGCGAAACGAGGGAGAGAAGAGGAAGAAGCUAGAAAGAGGCUGGAAGAGACACGAGACCCGGGGAUAAAAUAAGAGAAAGAAAAAAAAGCCACGAGGGAAAAAAAUCGGUACCUGAAUCUCGUGGGUGCAUCGACUGGAGGUCGAGGGAAUAUUUUCAUGAUACCUGGGGAUCACAGACAGCAAAGGGACAAAGGGCUCAGGAUGGAGGCGAUGGCUGAUGGGUACAGAAAAAUGUCAGACUCAUAUGAGGACGAGGAGGAGAGAAAACACUUUCAGCGAAUUGUGUCGGCGUUUAAAUAUUACAAACCACACUCGCUGCAAAGAGUGAAAAAGACUGAGAGCUAUCUCCUGUCCCUGCCUCCACAUCACCAAAAAUUAUUAACAAAAUACAGGGAACAUCUGCAGGAGGUGAAGCUGUGCAUCGAGAACAAUGACGAUAUUAUAAAACUCAUCAUAAAAGACGUAUCCCACAUAUUCGAGAAUGUCAAUCCAUCGAAUACUCAUACCGACAGUGUAAGACAAAUUUCAAUGACACUCAAUCCACGACCGGUGUUGGCUGAUCAGGAGAAAGUACAAGCGACCAUUAAACAAUUGGUGAGGGAUUGGAGUAGUGAGGGAAAGGAUGAACGAGAUACCUGCUAUCAGCCUAUUAUUGAUGAAAUUAUUGCACAAUUUCCAGCUGAAUUCUGGAAUGCAGCUGAUGUUCAGGUACUGGUACCUGGUGCAGGUCUGGGAAGACUGGCAUACGAAAUAGCGAAACGUGGUUACACCUGUCAGGGAAAUGAAUUUUCUCUGUUCAUGCUGUUUGCCUCGCACUUCGUCUUGAAUAAGUGCAGGGGAAUUAAUUCGUAUCAGGUGCACCCCUGGGUUCACCAGUACAUGAAUAAUCUUCUCGCUGGACAUCAGACCCAGGCAGUUUCAUUUCCAGACGUCAAUCCCAGUGAUUUACCUGAAAACGCCCAAUUUUCCAUGACUGCAGGGGAUUUUCUGGAGGUGUACACUGAAAGCAAUCAUUGGGAUUGUGUGGCCACUUGCUUUUUUAUUGAUUGUGCCAACAAUGUCGUCCAGUUUAUUGAAACAAUCCACAAUAUUUUGAAGCCUGGGGGCAUUUGGAUUAACCUGGGGCCACUCCUUUAUCACUUCAGUGAUAUGCCAAUGGAGGACUCGAUAGAACCUAGUUACGAGGUUGUCAGAGAUGUUAUUCUCGGGUUUGGAUUUCAAAUCGAGAAAGAGCAAACCCGUAUGAAAACUCGGUACGCCCAAAACACAAACAGUAUGUUGCAGUGUGAGUACCAGAGUGUCUACUUCGUAUGUAGAAAAUCGAAAAAAGAAUUGACAUACGUCAAUGGAACGGAGUCAGGAAAUUGAGACAUCAUUUUUACUUUUCCAUCGAAAAGUUUUUUAAUAACCUAAAUAAAAUUGUACAAAAUAUUCUCGUGAAAUCCGAUGAUAUUUUAACUAGCACAAAUCACAAGAAUGACCAAAAAAACGUGGAUAUCACUGGACAAAUAAGAGAGUAAUCACUUUUUGUUGACGAAUUGACUAUAUGGUAUAUCAGUAGUGCCUUUGUGUAAUUUUUUGUUUCUCUCAAUUUCAGAGGGAAAUGAGAAUUGAAAUUUAUUCAUAUCCAUAUCACUAUGGAAUAUCGUUGUUGCAAUGUGAGAGCCAGAUUAAUAUUUUUAGGAGAAGAUAGACAUUUCGUAUUUGAGAAAGAAUUGAUGCAUGCUAUAUCUACUUGCGUUUUCUACGAAUUAUUGUAUAUAUUCACUCCAACAGAUCAGCAUAUCGCAUAAUUUUUCUUAAUUAAAUGAAAUUAAAGAGACUUUGACGUUGACUA
Fopius arisanus is the source of this 1858-nucleotide messenger RNA. RefSeq names its product UPF0586 protein C9orf41 homolog. Gene Ontology annotation, biological process: carnosine metabolic process. NCBI's taxonomy places the organism in Eukaryota, Metazoa, Arthropoda, Insecta, Hymenoptera, Braconidae. Gene Ontology annotation, cellular component: nucleus; cytosol. Bases 178 to 1389 code for a protein of 403 amino acids. Gene Ontology annotation, molecular function: carnosine N-methyltransferase activity. The record is from RefSeq and is a predicted model, not a curated record. The transcript is spliced from 7 exons.